This is a messenger RNA of Peromyscus maniculatus bairdii (prairie deer mouse), 5497 nucleotides long. It is a transcript of the gene Sall1, whose product is annotated as spalt like transcription factor 1. Gene Ontology annotation, biological process: regulation of transcription by RNA polymerase II. NCBI's taxonomy places the organism in Eukaryota, Metazoa, Chordata, Mammalia, Rodentia, Cricetidae. Gene Ontology annotation, cellular component: nucleus. The record is from RefSeq and is a predicted model, not a curated record. Gene Ontology annotation, molecular function: DNA-binding transcription factor activity, RNA polymerase II-specific; RNA polymerase II cis-regulatory region sequence-specific DNA binding.
CAGGCCCCCGGCGGCCGGGCCGUGGAGUCCCGGGCGGUCGCCAAGAGGGUUAACCCAGAGUCGGGCGGCGCGGCGCGCAGAGCCAGCCCCGCGGCCGGCUUAUUGGGCCAGCGCGCGGAGAGACAGGGGUCUGCAGCAAAUCACGAAGUAAUUGAUUAAGGCGAGCGGGUUUGAAUAGCGCUGGCCCGGUGCCAAUCGCCUUUCAAAGAGCCCCUCUAUGAUUAAUCGCAAUGCAUUAUUGAUAAUCAUAAUUAUAGCAGGACACAUGCGCGCUGUGCCCGGGGCCGGGGAGCCGGGGAGGGGGCGGGCGGGCCGGCGGGCGGGGGGAGCCGCCGCCGCCGCCGCUCGAUUUCCGUAAUUUUGAGAAGAUUUUUUUUAGUAAUUUUUUAUUCUGCCCCAGCUGAUGUUUGAGCCAGCAUGUCGCGGAGGAAGCAAGCGAAGCCUCAACAUUUCCAAUCCGACCCCGAAGUGGCCUCGCUCCCCCGGCGAGAUGGGGACACAGAGAAGGGUCAACCAAGUCGCCCCACCAAGAGCAAGGAUGCCCAUGUCUGUGGCCGGUGCUGCGCUGAAUUCUUUGAAUUAUCAGAUCUUCUGCUCCACAAAAAGAACUGCACUAAGAAUCAAUUAGUUCUGAUUGUCAAUGAAAGUCCAGCCUCCCCACCCAAAACCUUCCCUCCUGACCCGUCUCUCAACAAUCCUGAUGAGCAAAUGAAAGACGCAGUGAACAAAACAGACCAAGAAGAUUGCAGCGACCUUUCAGAACACAAGGGACUUGACAGGGAAGAGUCCAUGGAGGUGGAGGCCACCGUUGCUACCAGCAGCAGCAGCAGCAGCAGCAGCACGUUGAGCAGCAUCACCAACAGCGCCACCCCAAGCUGCCACGGCGGCUCCUCCACGGGUACCUCAGCGAUCACAACCUCUCUACCUCAACUCGGGGACCUGACGACACUGGGCAACUUCUCGGUGAUCAACAGCAACGUCAUCAUCGAGAAUCUCCAGAGCACCAAGGUGGCAGUGGCCCAGUUCUCCCAGGAAGCGAGGUGUGGGGGGGCCUCCGGAGGCAAGCUGGCCAUCCCAGCCCUCAUGGAACAGCUCCUAGCCCUGCAGCAGCAGCAGAUCCACCAGCUGCAACUCAUAGAGCAGAUUCGUCACCAAAUACUGCUGUUGGCUUCUCAGAACGCAGACCUGCCAACAUCCUCUAGUCCUUCUCAAGGUACUUUACGAACAUCUGUCAACCCCUUGUCCACACUAAGUUCCCAUUUAUCUCAGCAGCUGGCGGCGGCAGCUGGAUUAGCACAGAGCCUUGCUAGCCAAUCUGCCAGCAUCAGUGGUGUGAAACAGCUCCCCCCAGUCCAGCUACCUCAGAGCAGCUCCGGCACCAUCGUCCCGCCCAGCAGUGGCACUUCUCCCAACAUGAGCCUAGUGACGGCGGCCGUUCCCACCCCAUCCUCAGACAAAGUGGCUUCCAGUGCUGGUGCCUCCCACGUCAGCUCCCCGGCAGUCUCAGUAUCAUCGCCACCAGCAUUCGCAAUAAGCAGUCUGUUAAGUCCUGCAUCUAACCCACUUCUACCUCAGCCGACCCCAGCUAACGCUGUUUUCCCCAGCCCUUUGCCCAACGUUGGAACAACUGCAGAGGAUUUAAACUCCCUGUCUGCCUUGGCCCAGCAAAGAAAAAGCAAGCCACCAAAUGUCACUGCCUUUGAAGCAAAAAGUACUUCAGAUGAGGCAUUCUUUAAACACAAGUGCAGGUUCUGUGCGAAGGUCUUCGGGAGUGACAGUGCCUUGCAGAUCCACUUGCGCUCCCAUACUGGAGAGAGGCCGUUCAAGUGCAACAUCUGUGGGAACAGGUUCUCUACCAAGGGAAACCUGAAGGUCCACUUCCAGCGCCACAAAGAGAAGUACCCCCACAUCCAGAUGAACCCCUACCCUGUACCGGAGCACUUGGACAACAUCCCCACAAGCACCGGCAUCCCCUAUGGCAUGUCCAUCCCCCCGGAGAAGCCAGUCACCAGCUGGCUGGACACCAAGCCGGUCCUGCCCACUCUGACCACUUCUGUCGGACUUCCGUUACCCCCAACGCUCCCAAGCCUCACACCCUUCAUCAAGACGGAAGAGCCAGCCCCCAUCCCUAUUAGCCAUUCCGCCGCCAGCCCCCAAGGCUCAGUCAAAAGUGACUCUGGGGCCCCUGAUUUGGCCACAAGAAACCCAAGUGGGCUCCCGGAGGAAGCUGAAGGGUCUGUUGUGCCGCCCUUCGGCGGAAGGAGUGAAGAGACUGGCGUGACCACCGGCGCAGCCCCAACGGCGGGCAGCAGUACUCUGAGCUCCCCAGUGGCUGACUGUGGCCCAGGAGGGGCCACCUUCACCAACCCUUUGUUACCACUCAUGUCUGAGCAGUUCAAGGCCAAGUUUCCUUUCGGGGGACUCUUAGAUUCAGCCCAGGCCUCAGAGACAUCCAAGCUGCAGCAACUGGUAGAGAACAUUGACAAGAAAGCCACUGACCCCAAUGAGUGUAUCAUCUGCCACCGGGUCCUCAGCUGCCAGAGCGCCUUGAAAAUGCACUACCGGACGCACACUGGGGAGAGGCCCUUCAAGUGUAAGAUCUGUGGCCGGGCCUUCACCACUAAAGGGAACCUUAAGACGCACUACAGUGUCCACCGGGCUAUGCCCCCGCUCAGAGUCCAGCAUUCCUGCCCAAUCUGCCAGAAGAAGUUCACAAAUGCGGUGGUCCUUCAGCAGCACAUCCGAAUGCACAUGGGAGGCCAGAUCCCCAACACCCCAGUCCCCGACAACUACCCCGAGUCCAUGGAGUCUGACACGGGCUCCUUUGACGAGAAGAAUUUCGAUGACUUAGACAACUUCUCGGAUGAGAACAUGGAAGAUUGUCCUGAGGGCAGCAUCCCGGAUACACCCAAGUCAGCUGACGCGUCCCAAGACAGCCUGUCCUCUUCGCCUCUGCCCCUUGAGAUCUCGAGCAUCGCUGCUUUGGAAAAUCAAAUGAAGAUGAUCAAUGCUGGCCUGGCAGAGCAGCUGCAGGCCAGCCUGAAGUCGGUGGAGAAUGGGUCUGUGGAAGGGGACGUGCUGACCAACGACUCGUCCUCAGUGGGUGGCGAUAUGGAGAGCCAGAGUGCCGGCAGCCCCGCCAUCUCAGAGUCUACCUCUUCCAUGCAGGCUCUGUCCCCAUCCAACAGCACCCAAGAAUUUCACAAGUCGCCCAGCGUCGAGGAGAAGCCACAGAGAGUGGGGCCUGGCGAGUUUGCCAACGGUCUGUCUCCCACCCCAGUGAAUGGGGGUGCUUUGGACUUGACCUCUAGUCACGCAGAGAAAAUCAUCAAAGAAGAUGCUCUGGGAAUCCUCUUCCCUUUCCGAGACCGGGGUAAAUUUAAAAACACUGCUUGCGACAUUUGUGGUAAAACCUUUGCUUGUCAGAGUGCCUUGGACAUUCACUACAGAAGUCAUACCAAAGAGAGACCGUUCAUUUGCACGGUUUGCAAUCGUGGCUUUUCCACAAAGGGUAAUUUGAAGCAGCACAUGUUGACACAUCAGAUGCGAGAUCUGCCGUCGCAGCUCUUUGAGCCCAGUUCCAACCUCGGCCCCAAUCAGAACUCUGCGGUGAUUCCCGCCAACUCACUGUCAUCUCUCAUCAAAACGGAGGUCAACGGCUUUGUGCACGUUUCCCCUCAGGACAGUAAGGAUGCCCCCACUAGUCACGUCCCUUCGGGGCCUCUGUCAUCCUCUUCGACAUCCCCAGUUCUGCUCCCAGCUCUGCCCCGGAGAACUCCCAAACAGCACUAUUGUAACACGUGUGGUAAAACCUUCUCCUCCUCGAGUGCGCUGCAGAUCCACGAGAGAACUCACACUGGAGAGAAACCCUUUGCUUGCACUAUCUGUGGAAGAGCAUUCACAACAAAAGGCAAUCUGAAGGUCCACAUGGGCACGCACAUGUGGAACAGCACCCCUGCACGCCGGGGCCGGCGCCUCUCCGUGGAUGGCCCCAUGACAUUUCUAGGAGGCAAUCCUGUCAAGUUCCCAGAAAUGUUCCAGAAGGAUCUGGCGGCGAGGUCAGGAAGUGGGGAUCCAUCCAGUUUCUGGAACCAGUACACAGCAGCCCUGUCCAACGGGUUGGCCAUGAAGGCCAACGAGAUCUCUGUCAUUCAGAAUGGUGGCAUCCCUCCAAUUCCUGGAAGCCUGGGCAGCGGGAGCAGCUCACCUAUCAGCGGGCUGACAGGGAACGUGGAAAAGCUGGGGAAUUCUGAACCCAGUGCUCCUCUGGCUGGCCUGGAGAAAAUGGCGAGCAGCGAGAAUGGAACCAACUUCCGCUUCACCCGCUUCGUGGAGGACAGCAAAGAGAUAGUCACCAGCUAAAGCUGCCAGAGCAUUUCCGCUCAGAAUGCCGCCCGAGGUUGCCUCCUGGCCCAGCCAGCCCCUUUACCUUCUGGCCCCUGGGACUAUGAACUACAUUACGAAGACAUUCUUUUGUACUUUGUUCAACCUCUAGAGUUCUAAGAAAGCUUAUUUAUUAGUGCUAUAACCUUGCUUUGCAAACAGAAUGCAAGCAUUAACUUUGGUCUUCUGUAUUUUGGACUAAAUACUAAUGGACUAGAGUGCUGUAAGCUUGCUGUAACAUUUAUGGCAAUCGCAAGUUGCCCUGCUAGGCGUCUUAAUCUGGCAUUAACUUAUUUUCUAUAUCCAGUUUAAUAUGAAUCUGGUGUUGAUGCAAUGCCUCCGUGAUGCGUUAGAUCCCUAAUAAAGUCUGUAUAUAAAUGUACACUUUGAUCCUGCUGGGAACUUUUAUCAGCAAACACAUUGUCGAAUCUUUCCAAACAGAUUUAAGGGAAGGACUUUAAGUACAGGCUGAACAUUUGAAAGGUUUGGGUUUUUUGUUUGUUUGUUUGUUGUUUGUUUUUGGUUUUGUUUCAUUUUUAUUCUAAGCAUCAACCUGCUUUUUUUUUUUGUUGUUAUUUUAUAGAGUUAACCAUUUCCGUUUUGAACUGCUAUUUGUAUUGUGCUUUUUACUUGAGUCGUCUUCAAUGUUAAUAAGUUUCUGUACAGUAAUAAGCACGCAGAAUUCUUUAGAGGGGAAAAAAACACAAAUGUUUUGGUAGUUGAAACUGAGACGUAGCAUUUUUGCCUUGUAGGGUAUAUUCACAGUAGAAAACGUGUGCUGGAAUUUCACAAUGCUGCUAACGAUAGCAUCUUGAACAACCUUCAGUGGAGAAAUGUAGAUGCUCUUGUAUAUACAAUAAGAAAUAUCACUUUCAUUAAAAUGUACAUAUGUUCCUUACAAGAGCAAAUGCUUCUUGAUCGAGAGCAGGUAUAGUGUUGGUUUAUUUUGUAUUAGGUAUGGAAGGAAAAAAAAUGGACUGUUACAUGCACUUUCUUGGAAAGUUGAAAGGGGGGGAUUCCAAUUUCUUUAACAUUUAAUACUUACUAACAACAGAGAUACUGUAAUUUUACUCAAGUAAUCAAAUACAUUUUUUUUUUGCAACAGAUAAAACAA